Molecule: messenger RNA, 7105 nt
Organism: Ochotona curzoniae (black-lipped pika)
Lineage: Eukaryota; Metazoa; Chordata; Mammalia; Lagomorpha; Ochotonidae
Gene: CASP8AP2
Product: caspase 8 associated protein 2
Exons: 11
Coding region: 222-6434 (2070 amino acids)
Biological process (GO): extrinsic apoptotic signaling pathway via death domain receptors; Fas signaling pathway
Cellular component (GO): PML body; mitochondrion
Molecular function (GO): transcription corepressor activity
Source: RefSeq, a predicted model, not a curated record
GCCCCGCGGGGCGGGUAAGUUGUCGUGUGGACCGUGUCCGUGCGGAGCUGCUGUGGAAGGGACUCCGGGAGCGGCGGUAUUCCGGACGGUGGCAGGCCGUGUCGCGGAGAUCAGGAGUCGGAGAGAGUCCACCUAGAGCUGCGGAAUCGGUGGGGGAAGGGCCGCGCCUGACGUCUGGGGGCCACAGAUGGCGACUUUCAAAAUCAAAAGGAAAUAGAAUCAUGGCAGCAGAUGAUGACAAUGGUGAUGGGACCAGUUUAUUUGAUGUCUUUUCUGCUUCUCCUCUUAAAAAUAAUGAUGAAGGGUCACUGGACAUAUAUGCUGGGCUGGACAGUGCUGCUUCUGACAGUGCUUCCAAAUCCUGUGCACCAUCUAGAAAUUGCUUGGAUUUAUAUGAAGAGAUCCUGACUGAAGAAGGAACUGCAAAGGAGGCAACAUAUAAUGAUUUGCAGAUAGAAUAUGGAAAAUGUCAGCAGCAAAUGAAAGAGCUAAUGAAAAAAUUUAAGGAAAUACAGACACAGAACUUGAGUUUAAAAAAUGAAAACCAGUCUCUUAAGAAGAAUAUUUCAGCACUUAUCAAAACUGCCAGGGUGGAAAUAAACCGCAAGGAUGAAGAAAUAAGUAAUCUUCACCAAAGAUUGUCUGAAUUCCCACAUUUUCGAAAUAAUCAUAAACCUGCCAGGACUUCAUCAGAUGCAGUUAAAGCAAAAGAUUUUAAAUCGAGAUCUCCUCAUUUGGACGAUUGCUCAAAGGCUGAUCACAGAGCUCGAAGUGAGGAUUAUAAAAAUGGACAUAAAACUUCAUCAGAUGGAGUUAAAGCAAAAGAUCCAAAAUCGAGAUCUCCUCAUUUAGACGAUUGCUCAAAGCCUGAUCACAGAGCUCGAAGUGAGGAUUAUAAAGAUGUUCAUAGAACUUUGUCAGAUGGAGUUAAAGCAAAAGAUCCAAAAUCGAGAUCUCCCCAUUUGGACGAUUGCUCAAAGGCUGAUCACAGAGCUCGAAGUGAGGAUUAUAAAGAUGGACAUAGAACUUCAUCAGAUGGAGUUAAAGCAAAAGAUCCAAAAUCGAGAUCUCCCCAUUUGGACGAUUGCUCAAAGGCUGAUCACAGAGCUCGAAGUGAGGAUUAUAAAGAUGGACAUAAUAGCACUUCACUGCCAUACCCGGAAAAAGAAGGAAAAUCACAUUCUGAAAAAAAGAAUAUUUCCUAUUUGCCUACAUCUCUUGACAGACACUGCACCAAUGGCAUUUGGUCACGCCCACAUCAUCAUUGUGGUGAAGGUAGCUCAAAUGAGGAUAAUAGAAGAGUUAGAAAAGAUAGUAGGCAUAGCCAGUAUUACAGAGGAACUGAUCGGAUACGAAAAGACUUAAGUAUUAGUUAUGAUGGUGAACCAAGGCACCCAGAGGCUAUUCAGAGGCUACAAGGACGUCCUGAGAAACAUGGGAAAGGUGAACCAAAGGCUGAAAGCAGAAAUUCAAAAUUUAAAAGUAAUACAGAUUUGGAUUAUAAAAGUGAACGUAGCAGCUAUUCUUGGGAGAACGAGUCUUUGCGAGAAAGGUCACAUAAUCGAAUAGAAUUUCAAAGUGACAAAAAACUGGAAAGACAAAGUGAGAGAUCACCAAAUAUCAACCAAAAGGAACUUAAUUCACAAGACAAAGAAGAACGAAAAGGUGAUCAGAAACCUAAAUCGGUAGCCAAGGAUCAGGAUCCCUGGAGAAGAUCUGAGCGAGCAUCACUUCCCCUCAAGAGCAAAAUGAACUCUCACAGUUUAGACAGAUAUCGUGGAGAAGAGAGAAGGGGCAGGGAAGAGUGCAAGAGAGACAGGGUUGUAAGCAAUCAUAGUUUUCAAGAUGGAAGAUCUUCAUCUUCUCUUCCAAGCAGAACUCACAAACACAUUGACUCUAAGGAAGUAGGUGUUGCACACCAAUGGGAAGAUACACCAUUAAAAACAGUAAGACAUAGAACUGAAGAUAAGAGGAAAAGAGAACGAGAAAGCAAAGAAGAAAAUAGGCAUAUGCGAAAUGAAAAAAAAAUGCCUGUAGAAUAUUUGCCGAAAACUAACAAAGAAACUCAGAAAAUGACUACUGAUUUGAAGAGACAGAAUGAGCCAAAAAAUGAUAAAUGUGAAGUCUCUAAUAAUAAAAUUUCUGAAGGACUAGACAAUACAAUUGCACUAAAAGUUGAGAGUGGUUCAAGUGACACAAAAAACAAAGACUUAAAGUUAAGUUUUAUGGAAAAAUUAAACUUAACCCUGUCUCCUGCUAAAAAGCAGCCUGCAUCUCAGGAUAAUCAACAUAAAACAUUGGAUCCUCCCAAGUCGAAUAAUGUGUGUGGUUUGGAAUCCUCAGUGCCUGCUAAAACAGAACUGUGUCUUAAUUCUGUCAGUGAACACAUCACAGAGGAAACCAAACCAAAAUUGUUGGAACCAAGGGAAAUUCUUCCAGCAGCAUCUAUGCCCAAGAUAGACAUUCCAGAAAGCAAGAUGAAAGAAGAUAAUAGUUUAUUAGUUAAAUCUGUCAAGAGUAUGGUGCAUUUGGAAUUGCCUGUUGGUACGGAGUCUUCCUCAACAGCUGUGGAAAUGGAAAAUACAGGUUCCUUGUUUCCAUCAUCGAAAGAAAUGGAACAAACUGUUAAUGGUCCCCCGACAGCAGCCUCUGUGGUAGUGGACAUAUUACAAACAGAUGCUUCUCAGAGCUAUGGCCUGGAAUUGGAUGUCAACAAACAGGAGGAUUUAAAUUCUUGUGUUUCUGAAGGUAUGGAAAUGAAGUUGAUUGUUUCAGCAAAAGUGACUGAAACCAGUGAAAGCAUUUUGCAGCCUCCAGUUGAAGAAGCUCGCAUUCUGCCAGUAAACUUUUCAAAAGAUGGAAACCCUAAAUCUGAACCUUCUCUUGUGGAUGAUACACCACUGAAUGAAAGUAAAUCUUGUCAUUUGGAGCCUUGCUUACCUAAAGAGUCUCUAAAGCAGACUGACUUCAUGGAGCCAAGAGGGGAAAUUAGUGAAACAAGUUCCAUAUAUCAGGAUGAUGAGAGCUCAGUUUUAAGCAUUGACUUUAAUCAUAUGAGACCGAUUCCAGCAGCCAUCAGUCCUCUGAAUAGUCCAAUGAGACCUAUAGCAAAAGUUCUUAGAAUGGAAAGUCCCCCUCGAGUUCCACUGUGUAAUAUCACUCAUAAAGAAGAGUUUCCACCGAAUUCAACAUGUUCUGUCUCCCAGUCUGAUCUCAAUAAAGAAAACCAAAAGCCAUUUUGCAAAGCUGACAAAUGUGAAGUGGAUUCCUGUAAGAAUUCAUCCUUAGAUGAUUUAGAAGAGGGAGAAAUUAGAAGUGACAAUGAAAAGUCUGAACCACACAAAAAUUUUGAAAAAAGUGCCAAUGCUAGAACAUCUGCUGAAGUAUACAACACAAAGACUAGUCCACCAAGUAGGAAAAAUAAUAUGUCCUUGGAUAGAGACAAUAGGAAAACCUCUGUAAAAGUCCAUCAGACCAAUGGCAAAUGGGGUAAAAGACCAAGUGACUCUACCAGAUAUUCAAAAGCGGAGAAGAAGGACAGAACAGUAAGCAUCUCUAGCUUGGAGAAAAUAGUUCAGAUUAUUACUGCACCCUCUUCUGUUCCAGAGAUUAUGCACAUGUUAAGAAUGAUAAGAAAACAUGUGAGGAAAAAUUACAUGAAAUUCAAGGUCAAAUUUUCAUUAAGACAAUUUCAUGGAAUUAUUGAGUCAGCAAGUUUGAGUUUUACAUCACUAAUUAGACAUCUUGACUUAUCUAAAAUCUCUAAGUCAGUGAUUACUUUACAGAAGAAGCUCUGUGAUGUUAUAGAAUCCAAACUUAAGCAAGUUAAAAAGAAUGGCAUAGUGGAUCGCUUAUUUGAACAGCAAGUACCAGAUAUGAAAAAAAAAUUGUGGAAGUUUGUAGAUGAACAACUUGAUUAUUUAUUUGCAAAACUUAAGAAAAUCUUAAUGAAGUCCUGGGAUUCCAAUAAUUUUGGAAAUGACAGUGACAAAGGAAAGCUUGAUAAAAGAAGUAAAGAGAAAGUAGAAUAUUCAAAUUGUCAGAAAGGUAAUGUGGAAAACUCCAACAAAGAAAUGCCGAAAGAAAAAUUGCCAAAACCAGGGGACCCUGUUCGCUUGAAGUCUCUCUUGGAAAGUGAAAAUUUUGAGGAAGAAUACCAAGACCAAAAUAACACCAGUGUUAACACAGUAAAGCAUGAUACCAAAAAAAGCAACAACUGCUUUGAUAAUGUGAAGAACUUUCCACCAGAAGAACAUGCUUUGCAACUAAAUUGUCCAAGUACCCCAACGCUGGGCAAACCUGAAAGCAGUGCCUCAAAGGAAGCACAGACAUCCCAGCAUGCCACUUUGAAACCAGAACGGAGUUUUGAGAUCCUCACUGAGCAGCAAGCAUCUAGCCUUACUUUUAAUUUGGUGAGCGACGCACAGAUGGGUGAAAUAUUUAAGAGUUUAUUGCAAGGUUCUGAUCUUUUGGACAACAGUGUUAAUUGUACUGAAAAAACUGAGUGGGAGUUAAAGACUCCAGAAAAACAGUUGCUAGAGAGCCUUAAGUGUGAAUCCAUGCCAGCCUGCACAACAGAGGAGUUGGUUUCAGAGGUGGCCUCUCCAUGUCCUAAAGUGAUUAGUGAUGAUAAUUGGUCAUUGUUAUCUGACAAAGGUCCAGCUCUGUCUUCAGGACUUUCAUUGCCAGUGCAUCCAGAUGUGUUGGACGAAAGUUGUAUGUUUGAAGUGUCUACUAAUAUAGCUUUAGGUAAAGAUACUAUGUGUAGUUCAGAAAAGAGUAAAGCCUGCAUUUCUUCUAUACUUCUUGAAGAUCUAGCAGUAUCUUUAACAGUACCGUCCCCUUUGAAAUCAGACGGUCAUCUUAGUUUCUUGAAGCCUGAAGGUUUGUCUAAUUCAACACCUGAAGAAGUCCUCAGUGCCCAUUUUAGUGAGGAUGCCUUACUCGAGGAAGAGGAUGCUUCUGAGCAAGACAUUCAUUUAGCUCUGGAGUCUGAUAAUUCGAGCAGUAAAUCGAGCUGUUCUUCAUCGUGGACAAGCCGCUCUGCUGCUCCAGGGUUUCAGUACCACCCCAAUCUGCCAAUGCAUGCUGUGAUCAUGGAAAAGUCCAACGAUCAUUUCAUCGUGAAAAUCCGGCGUGCAGCACCAUGCACCUCCCCUGCUCCUCAGCACAGGGUGCUGACUGACGAGUCCUUGGCCUCUUUGCCCAGUGUUGGAAAGGAAGUGGAGGAAGCAGCAGAGAAAGAGUAUGUUUCAUGUCAGGACACUGUUACUAAAUCUGUAGAAGAAUUGGAAAAUUCCAGCAAAAAUGUUGAUGGCAGUAACUCAACUCCUGAAGGACAGAAUGCUAGGACACAACCACAGGUGCCUGACAUAUAUGACUUUCUUAAAGAUGCUUCAUGUAAGGCCAAUGGCAGUAACGAAGUGACUGAUGAGUGUUUCAAGUUACAUCAGGAUUGGGAACCAAAAGUUCCUGAACGCAUUGAAGAACUUCCUUCAAUAGAAGAAAUCCCACACUCUGUUGAGGAUCACCUUCCAAAUACAUACAUCGACCUGACCAAAGUUCCAAUUACUGAGACCAAAAACUUGGGGGACUUGAUAGAAGCAACAGUUUUAAAUAUUGAUCAGUUGAGAUCUUCUGGAGACAAUUUAAAUCAAAAUGCUCACAUUUUAGGUAAUUCUUUGCAGUCCGAUACUGUGAGUGCUUUUAUUGAUUUGACACAGGAUGCUUCAAGUGAGAGUAAAAGUGAAAGUAACCAUUCGGCAUCAGCUGCUGAGGGACUGGGAUGCCAGGUGAUAUGUGUAGAUGAAGAAAAGUGUAAGGAAGAAAGGGUGCAAGUGGCAAGCAGGCCUUUGAAAUGCCUUCCUGAGAAAGUCUGUAUUGAUUUGACCACAGAACCUCCUGACUCAUGUGAGCUAAACGAUGACUUAAAAUCACAGCCAGCGUCAAAUUCUGGUAAUCCAGAGUUGCCUGAGACUUUGGAUAAUGCUCAUAAAAAGAGAAAAAACCUUUGUGAACUAAGUCAGUCUUCUCAGAAAAAACAAAGAAAGGAAACAGACUUCCCUAACAGGGAGAAGACCAAGAAACUUAUUCAAGAGAAUGGUGAAGUUUCCCAAAAGAAAGCCAGUAAGAAGAGGGCCCCUAUUGGGAAUAAAGAUGCUCCAUUAAAUGCCAGCCCAGGGAUUAAGGACUCAUCAGCAGAGCUCAUCACUUCCACCAGCCUUUCAGCAAGGAAUAUCGUCAAAAAGAAAGGAGAAAUUAUAGUUUCCUGGACAAGAAAUGAUGACCGGGAAAUUUUGUUGGAGUGUCAGAAGAGAGGGCCAUCAUUGAAGACAUUUACAAAUUUAGCUGUUAAAUUGAAUAAAAAUCUCAAUCAGGUCUCAGAAAGAUUCCAGCAACUAAUGAAGCUCUUUGAAAAGUCAAAAUGCAGGUAGUAAAUGGUGGUACUACAGGAGACUCACAAAGUAAAUGUUUGAUAACUUGCUGAAUUCCUUGGAGUCUAAUUGGUAUUGCACUCUGCACAGAAGCUUCGCAUCCUUCAGAUGUUUUAAAUGAGGAACUAGAGGAGGCUUUCUUUCAUUUUGAUUAGUGGGUAACUGUCUCCGUUUGCUAUUAAUUACUGACUACAGUCUCAGGUCAGCACAUACAGGUUUUUAGUCAUCUGUCUUGAUUUGCUCACCUGUUAAUGGUCAGAAUAUUUACUUUUAAACAUGUUAGAACUUACCAAAAUGAAAGCAACAGUGAUGCAGAAUUGAAAAUUUAGUUUUGAUAUUUGAAAGAAGUCACUUUCUUUUGUGGAUUUUUUAUAACAGUUUUGUAGCCUUUUAAACAAGCCACCAGUUUGUUUUCACCCAUUUUUUAUUUGUUUUUAUAAUUGCCUCUGCUCAUUUUGGUAAAUUGUAAAUUUAAACAAUGUAUUUGUAAAUAUGUAUAAUUAUAAUGAUGUAAAAUACUUUAUAUAUACAUGUAUGUAUUUGUGUAUAUACACAGACAUAAAUGGUUUUGCCUACCCAAGGAUUUUUUAAUCUGUAUAGACUUUGUAUAAAGUUUGCUUUCAGUAAUAGUAAUGUACAAUAAAACCAUGAAAAGUUCUGUUAUAUUUCAA